AUGCAUAUUUUGAAGACUACGUUUCAUGUAAACGUUCAUUAUGUUUGGUUUCAAAAUCGACGUGCAAAAUUUCGUAAAACUGAACGUGUUAUCCAACCAGAUACUACAACAACUACAAUAGUUUCAACAACACCAACAACCACACCACCAAAUAUAAACAAUAUUGAACAAAACUCUUCAAUUUUAUUCAAUGUUCAACAUACAUCAUCAAUGGACAAUUCCAUGUACAAUUCAAAAUUACCACCAUACAUUUCAUUAGAUAAUCAAGAAAAUCUUUGUAAAUUAUUCGACUCUUAUAAUCAUACUGUUGAUAAAUUUGAAACUCAUCAAAAUAGAGAAAUUCAAAUCCCGCCACAAUUAUCCUCAUCACUAGAUGAUAAUAAUGAUGUUGAUGAUGAUGAUGAUGAUGAUGGUGAUGACGAUGAAUUAAAACACUCGAAACAAAUCAUUGGAACAUUGAGAAAAAAAUCUGGACAAAUUAAAUUUCCAAGUGAAUUUUAUCCACCGCUGAAAGAUUCCCUAUUUUCAAUGAUACAAAAAUCAAACACUGUUCAACAUUCAAUAAUCCCUAGUAAAUCUUAUCUAGAUUGGACAAGUUACAAAGAUCACGAUAACAAUCAUAAUGAUGAUGAUGAUGAUGGUUGUAUGAACAGUGGUCUGAUGCAUCGUACUAAUGAUAAUCUACAUCCUUUAUAUAAACUUACACAAACAUGUCGACAAGUGGAUCGACUUGUCGUCGGUACAGUACAACAUGAUGUUACAUCAAGUAGUUUUAGUAAAAAAUCUUUAGAUAAACAACAUAAAUUUAUCAGUAGAAAAAAGUAA
This is a messenger RNA of Schistosoma turkestanicum, 825 nucleotides long. The record is from the annotation of a GenBank genome assembly. Lineage: Eukaryota; Metazoa; Platyhelminthes; Trematoda; Strigeidida; Schistosomatidae.